GAUAUCGCAACAAAGACCCCAGCAUUUGUGACCAGCAUCGUAUCGGUGCCUAAGCGACGCGAGAUAACUUGUAUUCCGGAACUCGAUUGGGAGAGAGAGGCAGGCGUUCCAAGGACGAUAAAGCUUCCACUAUUACACGAUGAGUCUUCCAUUGUGCACCAUCAACCCAGAACUCAAGGAGAAGCUUCGCAAGUUCAGGUUCCGCCGUGCUACAAACAAUGCUGCUAUCUUAAUGAAAGUGGACCAGCAGGCUUCGGAGAUCAUCUUAGAGGAAGAGCUGGAGGACCUUGAGGACAUUGACGAGCUUCGGGACUCCAUUCCAGAUACUCAGCCACGCUAUGUGCUCAUUUCGUGGCGCAUCUCCCACCCCGAUGGUCGCAUCUCCUACCCUAUGGCUUUUAUUUUUACAACACCAAGAGAUUGCCAGCCACAGCUCCAGAUGAUGUAUGCAGGGAGUUACACACACAUGAUUAAGGAAUGUAACCUCACAAAGGUGUUCCAGGUGCGAGACCUUGAAGAACUGGAUAAUGAUUGGAUUCAGAACAACUUAGUACGGUAAAAGAUCCCUGUGCAGUCAACAAGCGGCAGGAAAACACAAGCAAUGCCUCUCUUGAUUCUGAAUAGUGUGAUUUUCCUUCCUCUUCUCUCUCUGUGUUUCUGACUUUUUUUUUCACCCCUAUUUUUGUAUGAAGGGGAAAAUGAUAGCGGCAGAGAAGAUAAUGUAUUAACAAAAAUGAUUAUGAUUUUUUUGUGACAAAAGAUAUUUAGUUGAGGGUAGACAUAAUGAUUAAUACAGAUGGACCAUGCAACUUACAGAAUGAGGCAUAACUAUAGUUUUAUAUUAUAACACUAGUGUAAAUGCACGUCAUGCACACCAUGCACAGGUAAACACACAGAGUUAUACACAAAUAUAUGUAAGCACACCUGCACUUGUAUACCUUUACAUUUUUUAAAUACACCUGCACAUGCACACAUGCUUCCAUGUUGAUGCAAACACAUAUACAGCUUAAUUUACUCAUACAUGUUAUAACAGUAGAUCUGUUAAAAGAAGCAUUCAUAUGUUUUGAAUAAGGAAUGCUAGGCUCAAAAUAGACCUAAAAUAUAACACAAAUUUACCUGACACUAGAAUGGAAAACAAUUACUCAAUUUUGAAAAAAAUGUCCUAUUAUAAGUCAAUUUUUAUCAAUACCAGUGGAAUAUUCUCAGAUGUGAUUUACAUACUCUUAUUACCAUGUUUAUUUGUUUAUUAUUUAUGACAGGGAGAUAUGCUAACAACACAUAGCUAUCAUAAGACUUGAGUACAAAUUCUACAAGUCAUAAAAGAUGUGUAUAAAGUUACAAUUAACAUAUUAAACUUUUUUUCUCCAUUUCAUUUGUGUAUGUUUGUGUGCAGGAUUGUAUAGAUGUGUUGGUGUGUGCAUCCAAGCAUGUAUGUGUAUUUGUUCACAGAGAUAUAUUGGCUUUAAGACAGUUUUAAAUUUCUUAUAUUUGUUGUAUUGUUAUAAAGAAUUUUUCUAUAAACAAGACAUUUUCUAUAUUAAAAUAUAAAUGAAAGUGCAUUAGAAUUUUUUUUUUUUGUGUGUGUGUGUGUGCUUGCGUGUGUUUGUGUAUGUGCGUGCAUACUUUGUAUGUGUGUACAUGUGUGUACAUGUGUGUACAUGUGUUUACAUGUUUUGUGUUCACAGUGCACUUGAAAAUGAAUUCUUGGAAUUUGUAAAAGGAUCAAAGUUUAAAGAAUAAUAAUCAUAAAAAUAAAAGUACAAUUGAAUGAGAUAACAAAAACCUGAGUGCGGGGAUAUAUAAAUUGUUAGACAUUGCCCUAUUCUGCUGUUUUAGUCUCCUCUUUAUAGAUUACAGUCAUUGAAAAAAACAAGAACGCUUUCAUUAGUCAAAGUCUAUUGUAAUCUUAAAAUGCACAAAAUCAAGGCUAAGAAAAUGUUACUUAAAUGACUUCUGUAUAUGAGGAGAUGGCAAUUUUAUCAAUGAUUUUGGAAAAUAUUGCAGUUUGUAUGUGAAUGUUUGUGUAAGAGUGUUUUCCUUUUUUUUCCUUAUUUAAUUGCAUAUAGUUACUAGCAAGCGCCACAAACAAUUUUGUGUGGUAUCUUCAACAGACUCAUACCUUUUAGCAAAAGCAUUUUUCUUCAGACUUAUUACCUUUAGUUUAAAAAAAAAUAUAUGCUAAAUGUACACAUAAUGAUUAAAAGCCAUAGAUUAAAAGUGCCAUUCAUUGUCAGUGUCCAGAAAGAAGAGAAUUUUAGUUCAUCAUUAUUAUCUACUUUUGCAGAAGGUUUACCUGUUAAGAUGUAAAGACAUUUCUCCUGAUUUUGAAUUGAAUGUCAAGAUAUAUUUUGUUUUGUAUAUAAGUGCAUAGGCAUUCAGUCUAAUAGAAUGGAAAGAGGUAUUGCAAGUAGAUUGAUAACAUAAUGGAAACAAUAUGUCUGUAUUUCUUAGUGGAUAUCUUUCAUAUUGUAACCUAGUUGGUAUAGCUGUUACUUGGUAACUUUAGAUACUGGAUUAUUUUUAGUAUUUUCAUAUUUAGAUGUUUUUGGAAAUGUAAUAUGAGAAUGAUGUAAUGUUUUUCUUUUUAAAAAUAUAAACUAUAGUAUAUUCAGUGAUGCUUUAUCAAGUAUAUGUUAAUGCAGAUAGACAAGUGAAUAGAUGUACUCUAUAUAACAUUUCAGUAAAUACCAAAUAUUAAAAAGUAUCUGUGGAUAGUUUGCAUGAACUUGAAAAAAGGGAUUAAAACUUUCAAGUACCAAGCAUCUAAGUAUCACUUACAGAGGCUUACCUUAUAGAAAGUAAAUCAUAUAGACCAUAAAAUAAUACGUGUAACCUCGCAUACCCUUUUCCCCAUUUUGAUUUGAGAUGGGAUUUGCUUUAGCUUUUGUACGUUUUGGAAUUUUAAAGCCGUUUCUUUAGAGUAAAUAGGUUACAUGUAUGCAUGAAGAUUUUUUUCCUUUUACAUAUUAUUUUUCAUAUCAAGAUCUCAUCAUAGUUUAUAGUCCAAGUAUCAUUCAGUUGGAAGUCUGGAGGACAUUUUGAUGCAGUGUGAUUUAAGAUGAGACUGUAUUAACAAAGGGGGCAAAAGCAGACAGUUGAAAGCUUUAACUUGAUUUCACCAAGUUUAUUCUAAACAUGCUUUGCUUGCCAAUGAUAUAUAUGAUCAGAUUCUCUAUGUGUUUUAACUAAGUUGUCUUUACAAGUGCAUUGAAUCCCAUAAUAGGUUGCAGUAGAUGAAAUACUUCCACUUAUAAAUAACUAGAAGUGGUAGUUAAUGCAUGGUAAAGGUCAGCCAGUGUAUAUGAAAGUCUUUGAAAUAAAGUAAUGCCUGUAUAUUAGUUGAGCCAAUUUUCAGAGACUUUUAUAUUUCUGUUUUCUAUAUAUCUUCCAAGUUUUAAAUUGUAUAAAUAGUCCCAAGAUAUUAGCAUCUUAGUAAAAGGUGAAUGAAACUAUUACUCUAUUUACUACCAGUUGCAGUUAAGAUACUAUGUAAUUGAAAGCUGUCAGAAUUUAAUGUUUGCUAAAGGAGAUAAUAUAUAUAUAUAUAUAUAUAUAUAUAUAUAUAUAUAUAUAUAUAUAUAUAUAUACAUA
Molecule: messenger RNA, 3591 nt
Organism: Penaeus chinensis
Lineage: Eukaryota; Metazoa; Arthropoda; Malacostraca; Decapoda; Penaeidae
Gene: GMF
Product: glia maturation factor beta-like
Exons: 4
Coding region: 140-559 (139 amino acids)
Biological process (GO): negative regulation of Arp2/3 complex-mediated actin nucleation; actin filament debranching
Cellular component (GO): actin cortical patch
Molecular function (GO): actin binding; Arp2/3 complex binding
Source: RefSeq, a predicted model, not a curated record